Anguilla rostrata (American eel) is the source of this 1481-nucleotide messenger RNA. RefSeq names its product secreted frizzled-related protein 2. The record is from RefSeq and is a predicted model, not a curated record. Gene Ontology annotation, molecular function: Wnt-protein binding. The transcript is spliced from 4 exons. Gene Ontology annotation, biological process: non-canonical Wnt signaling pathway; canonical Wnt signaling pathway. NCBI's taxonomy places the organism in Eukaryota, Metazoa, Chordata, Actinopteri, Anguilliformes, Anguillidae. The coding region runs from base 1 to 939 and encodes 312 amino acids.
AUGAUGCCCGUUGCCUUGCCGCUAGUCCCUGCACGCCCCCUGCGCUUGCCCGUGCUCCUGCUGCUGGCGCUGCUGCUGUGCCCGGGGCCAGGCUCAGGGCUGGGCGAGGGUGCGCCCGGCGGGCACUGGGAGCUGCGGAGCUCCUCUCGCUGCCUGCCCAUCCCUCCCACCAUGGCGCUGUGCCACGACAUCGGCUACUCCACCAUGCGCAUGCCCAACCUGCUGGGCCACGAGUCCCCGGGAGAGGCAGUGCAGCAGUCCGCCAGCUGGCUGCCCCUGCUGGCCCGGGAGUGCCACCCCGACGCCCGGAUCUUCCUCUGCUCACUCUUUGCACCCAUCUGCCUGGACAGGUUCAUCUCCCCGUGCCGGAGCCUGUGCGAGUCGGUGCGGGACAGCUGUGCUCCUAUAAUGGCGUGCUAUGGGUACCCCUGGCCUGCCAUUCUCAGCUGCGACCAGUUCCCUGCUGACCACCUGGUGUGCAUCUCUUCGGUUUCCAACAACACGGUCAACAAUGCCGGCAGCCGCAAAGCUGUACCUCGAGCAAGCUGUCGAGAUUGUGAACUGGAAGAAGCAAAGUCUGCAAAGGACGUGCUGGAAACCUUCUGCAGGAAUGACUUUGUGGUGAAACUGCGCCUGUCGCGGCUCAACUCCAGCACCGCGGGCCUGGCCCGGUUCUCCCUGGCCAAUAAGGUGGAGGUGCUGAAGCACGGCCCACUGCUGGGGGGUCAGAUCCGCGCCCGCCUGCAGCUGUGGCUGGACCGCGACGCCACCUGCGUGCACAACAUGACGCGCCGCCAGCCCCACGGCGGCGCCUACCUGGUGACGGGCAACGUGCAGGGCGAGCGCCUGGUGGUGGUCAAGGCCUACAGCUGGCACAAGCGCGAACGCAACCUAACGACUGCCGCGCGCAAGUGGAAACGGCACCGGUGCAGAGGGUAGCGCUCAGAGGAACAGGGAGGGAGCAGAGCUGGGCUGGGCAGUGCACUAGCACGUCUUGGUUAGGCGGCCUUAGCUCGUCUGCCUCCAAUGGCACACACAGUCACUGCUGGGCGGAAAAUACCCCACACCCAUUUGCCCCUCAAAUCAUGUACUGCGACAUACAGCCCACAUACAUACACACAAGCAAUAAUAGCAUAUUUCUGCAGUGCACCAGGUUCACAAGAAUGUCAAACAAUGGGACUCUGUUAUCUACCUUCAAAUGAGUUAGGGCUUAGCAUCUUCAACAAAUGUCUUACAUAAAAGGGUGUCACUGGUCCACAAUGUCGAAAAGAACAACAAAUGGGCUGACAUUUUUUCAGUCCUCCUCUCCACUGAUUGUGAUUUAAAAGUGCCAUUUCACAGUCCAGAUCAAAUCAUGUUCCAAAUCAAAACUUUCAAGAUACCCUCUCUAAAGAGAAAAUGUACUCCGUUCAUUGUAUAUGUAUAUAUAUGUAAAUUACUGUACUAUAUUUGUAAUGAAAUUAAAUUUAACGCAAUGACAA